Messenger RNA from Striga hermonthica, 1593 nucleotides. The record is from the annotation of a GenBank genome assembly. NCBI's taxonomy places the organism in Eukaryota, Viridiplantae, Streptophyta, Magnoliopsida, Lamiales, Orobanchaceae.
AUGGUGGUCCUCGCAGCUUCUAUAAUAAGUAAAUCUGGCAAAGCACUUGUUUCGAGGCAGUUUGUUGACAUGUCUCGUAUACGCAUUGAGGGAUACCUUGCAGCUUUUCCCAAAUUGGUUGGAACAGGGAAACAACAUACUUACAUUGAGACAGAAAAUGUCCGUUAUGUGUAUCAGCCAAUAGAGUCCCUCUACCUCCUCCUAGUAACAAAUAAGCAGAGCAACAUUCUUGAGGAUUUGGAGACAUUGAGACUUCUCUCAAAACUUGUGCCUGAGUACUCUUAUUCCCUGGACGAAGAAGGCAUUGGCAAGACGGCUUUCGAAAUCCUUUUUGCUUUUGAUGAAGUUAUAUCACUUGGACACAAAGAAAGUGUCACAGUUGCACAAGUCAAACAGUACUGUGAAAUGGAAAGUCAUGAAGAAAAAUUGCACAAGUUGGUCUUACAAAGCAAGAUCAAUGAAACCAAGGACGUCAUGAAGCGCAAGGCUAGUGAGAUUGAUAAAAGCAAGAUUGAGAAGAGCAGGGGUGAGAAGGGCGGAUUUAUGUCUUUACAAUCAAUGGGUUCUGGAAGAAUUGAUGCUGGGUUUGGGCCACUUGGCAGUGACAAUGGCAUAUCCAAUAGUGGUGGUUUUGGAAGUGGUUCCGGAUUUGGAAUAAGCACUGAAGUGGAUGUGUUCUCGAAGGCUAAAGGCCGUCCACCAGCAUCUGCUUCAGCUCCGCCAAAAGGUCUUGGUAUGCAAUUAGGGAAAACCCAAAGAACUAACCAAUUUUUGGAGUCUCUCAAAGCUGAAGGUGAAGUGAUUGUUGAAGAUGUGAGGCCUAGUAUUGGUCACUCAAGUGCUGCUGCUCCACCACCAACUGAUCCUGUUACGUUGACUGUUGAGGAGAAGCUUAAUGUGACAUUGAAGCAGGAUGGUGGUAUUGGUAACUUUGAUUUACAGGGUAUUUUGUCACUUCAAAUCCUUAACCAAGAUGAUGGACACAUCCAAGUUCAGAUUGAAACUAGCGGGAAUCCAGGAAUAAUAUAUAAAACACAUCCCAAUAUUAACAAGGAAUUGUUCUCUGGUGAGAAUCUCUUGGGUCCCAAGGAUCCUAAUCGCCCGUUUCCUGCUGGCCAGUCUGGUGAUGGCCUUCCUUUGUUGAAGUGGAGAAUGCAAAGUGCAGAUGAGUCACUUGUGCCAUUGUCAAUUAACUGCUGGCCUUCUGUUUCCGGAAAUGAGACCUAUGUGAAUUUGGAGUACGAAGCUCCACCUAUGUUUGAUCUUCAAAAUGUUGUGAUUUCAAUCCCUCUUCCUGCUCUUAGAGAGGCACCAAGAGUACAGCAGAUUGAUGGGGAGUGGAGGUAUGAUUCAAGAAAGUCGAUAUUGGAAUGGUCUAUUGUACUGAUUGAUAACUCAAAUCGCAGUGGUUCAAUGGAGUUUGUUAUUCCCGCUAUAGACCCAUCUGAUCUUUUCCCGAUAUCUGUGCGCUUCACUUCUACCAGCACUUUUAGUGGCAUAAAGGUGGCUAAUAUCGUCCCACUGAAAGGAGGUAACCCGCCCAAGUUUUCCCAGAGGACUCUGCUCUCUGCUGAGAACUACCAAGUUGUUUGA